AGUCAAUAAAAAUCCCCGAUAGAAUGAACUAGUUUAAACUUGCUGAAAAGAAUGAGUCGCGUUCUGACUAACCAUCACGUCACAAGAGCCCAGCACACCAUAGAGUCCCCAAAUCCAGCCAAUUGCUAAGAAGGGCGCGUAAAGUAGCCCAGAUCUUUGUUUGACUGACAAAAGAAAUGACCAAUCCCAUCGAGCGGUUGACGGGGGCGGGGCUCAGGUCUGACGUAGUAUCCCUGACGCGACCGCCAUAGCGUUGGAUGACGCACUUGGCUCUUCUGCGUGACGGGAUUGUGACUGCCGGUGCCGGUGAGUCUUGUUAAAGGCGCAGGCGUCCUGAGGCCGCGGACAGAUUUAUGAAGCUUUAGAGCCCUUCUAAGGAUGUUCAAUAAAACAUUUGGAAGCCCCUUUGGCACUGGCAAUGGUGCGUUUGGCGCCACCUCAACUUUUGGACAGACAACUGGCUUUGGGACCACCCCUGCCACGGCAUUUGGCUCUGCAGGGUUUGGCACAAACACAAGUACCGGGGGGCUGUUUGGAAACGCACAGACCAAGCCAGGUAGCUUGUUUGGAACCAAUACCUUUAACCAGCCAGCAACUUCCUCUGCAAGCUCAGGCUUUGGCUUUGGGACCUCAACUGGAACUACAAACAGUUUAUUUGGCUCUACUAACACAAGCAACAGCCUCUUCUCCGCACAGAACAAUGCCUUCGGACAGACCAAACCUACAACCUUUGGAAAUUUUGGAACAAACGCCAGCACUGGAGGCCUCUUCGGCACCACGAACACGGCAAAUCCAUUCGGUGGGGCCUCUGCAUCUCUGUUUGGCGCCUCAACAUUCACUUCUGCUCCAACAGGAACCACAAUUAAGUUUAAUCCCCCAUCUGGCACAGACACCAUGGCAAAAGGAGGAGUCACUACCAACAUCAGCACCAAGCACCAGUGUAUUACUGCCAUGAAGGAAUACGAGAGCAAGUCCCUUGAGGAACUUCGUCUUGAAGAUUACCAGGCAAAUAGGAAGGGCCCCCAGAAUCCUGUUGGUGCACCUACAGGAACAGGCUUAUUUGGCACCCCAGCAGCAACUUCAAGCACUGCAACCGGUAUGUUUGGAUCUACUGCAGCAAACAGCUUCUCCUUUGCUGGGAAUAAAACUACAUUUGGCACAGCAGCCACCGGUGCAUUUGGAACAAAUACUGGGGCUCUCUUUGGCCAGCCUGCUAAUCAGCCAGCUGCUAGCCUGUUUAACAAGCCCUUUGGGAAUGCAACAACUACACAAACUACUGGCUUUUCAUUUGGGAACACAAGUACACUUGGACAACCACAAACAAGCACUAUGGGGCUCUUUGGAUCAAACCAAGCCACACAGCCUGGUGGUCUCUUUGGGACAACAACCAAUACAAAUGCUGCCAAUGCAUUUGGCACUGGAGCUAGCCUGUUUGGGCAACCUAAUGCUACAACUUUUGGAGGCAGCUCGACCCUGUUUGGUAACAAACCUGCCGGUUUUGGGACGACCACGACCAGUGCCCCUGGAUUUGGCACUACCACUGGCGGGCUCUUUGGUAACAAAGCAACCCUGACUUUAGGAACCAAUACAAACGCUUCCAAUUUUGGGUUUGGCUCGAACACCGCAGGAACCGGCCUGUUUGGCAAUAAGCCAGCAACGGGAACCAUCGGGCCCAGCCUUGGGACAAGCUUUGGAACAGCGCUAAACCCUGGCCAGACAUCUUUGUUUGGGGGCAAUCAGCCUAAACUGACUGGUACACUUGGGACAGGAGCGUUUGGUGGUACCGGGUUUAACAGCACCUCAACAGGCCUAUUUGGAGCUCCACAGGCUGCAGCGACAACCCUGACUGAUUUCAAUGCUUCAGCUGCACAGCAGAUGUUCCUACAGCAGCAAUACAAUGCACUUAGAUAUUCCCCCUUCCCGGACUCCCCUCUGUUCAUGAACCCCAUCUCUGAUCCAAAGAAGAAAGAGGAGCUCUUGAAACCCACCAACCCAGCUGCCCAGAAAGCUGUAUUGACUCCCACACACUACAAGCUAACUCCUCGCCCAGCAGCCAGAGUACGUCCCAAAGCAUUGCAGUACAGUGGAGCAGCCAAAAACCAACUCUUUGAUGCCUUGGAUGAUGAUGUGCCGGUCCUGUCCAGUGGUGUGUUCAUGCCCAAGAAAAGCAUAAAACAACUGGACUUGAAGUACCUGAAGAACAGCAGCCUAUUUUCCCAAAAGAGCAAAGAUUUGGAUGAGGUGGUGCCACCGACUCCCGAGACUCAAGACAGAUCUGUUGAAAACCACCAUGCUGAUGAAGAAAACGAUGAAGAGGCAGCCACUACAUACCCAUCCCCCUUCUCCAGGCCCCUCCCACAAAGCCAGGAAAAAAAGCAGUUUAACAAUAUGGAUGACACCAUUGUAGCACUGAAUAUGCGCAAGUCUGGGAGAAUCGGACUGGAGAACAGCAGCAACGAUGUCUCCUUUAAUGAGGAUUCUCUUCGAGAUACAGAAAUUCUUGAUGCUUCUCCCCACCCUGCAGGAAUUACCCUAAUGAGGGACAGCUAUUACACCAUCCCAUCCAUGGAGGAAUUGGCCAGAAGUGUGGAUGAGAAUGGGGAAUGUAUAGUCGAUGGCUUCACUAUUGGGCGGGAAGGUUUCGGAUCAAUAUACUUUGAUGGAAUCAUUAAUCUGACCAAUUUAGAUCUUGAUUCAAUUGUACACAUCCGCAGGAAGGAGGUUAUUGUGUAUGUGGAUGACCAGAACAAGCCCCCUCUUGGUGAAGGUUUGAACAGAUCUGCCCAGGUGACCCUGGAUGAAGUGUGGCCCGUUGAUAAGACCACGCGUUGCACGAUUACAAGUCCCGAGCGACUGAAUGAAAUGAACUACAAGGCCAAGUUAGAGAACGCCUCUCGUAAGCAGGGGGCCCAGUUUGUGGAUUAUCGGCCGGAGAGUGGUUCCUGGGUGUUCAAGGUGAAUCACUUCUCUAAGUAUGGCUUGCAGGACUCUGAUGAGGAAGAUGAUCAGCUUAACAACGCGGAGGCUAAAAAGCUGAAAGCUGCCCCUGUUCCUCCUCAAGGCAAACCGCCUCCUCUCCAACAAGCAACUCUCCCUGGAAAAGUCACCCCUCCACCCCAGAGUCCAGCGGUAGAUCAACUUGAUCGGGUGCUCGAACUGGACAGCGAUAUGGCUGAUAUUACCCAGGACCAAGAUCUGGAUUCUGUUGCAGAGGAGCAGGACAUCACUGAAGAACAGGAGCCUUUAUCUGCAUCUUCCCACAUUGCAUCUUCCCUGGGUAUUAAUCCUCAUGCCCUGCAGGUGAUGAAAGCUUCGCUGCUACUGGAGGAAGAGGAUGGAGAAAUGAUUAAUCGCUUCAGCAGUUUCCCUUCCAGUAUGGACCCAUACCCAGAUGUUAGGUCUCCCCGCCUUUUCCCAUCAUCCCAUGCAAAGAGGACUUCCUCUAUGGGACUGCUGCAGUCUAAAUUUGCAUCCCCCUCCAUAUCCCGGAUAAGUGAGACUGCUCAAGGCUCCCACAGUCCCAGAAUUCUUCCUGUUACACCAUGGUCCGUCCCAGCACCCCUAGCUCCCACCUUUGUUAUACCCCGCCCUGCUCCAGAGACUCAUCUGAGGACUGUGGGAACCCGAAGGCAACAAGAACUGGUUCCACUAGAGAAGUCUGUUACACAUGGGCGCGGCUCUCUUCUGAUCGACAUGGGGCUGUUCAUGGGCAGGUCGUUUCGUGUUGGUUGGGGCCCCAAUUGGACCCUUGUUCAUAAUGGUGAUAAGCUAACUGAGAGACUGAAUGCAGAAGAAGACCAGAACAUGGACACUAUCGAUUAUGGGUUUCUACCUAAGCCCACGUCUGCUAAAUCUCUCACAGAGUCUCCAUUUAAAGUUCACAUGGAAAAGCUUAGCCUGGAGCAGAAGAGCAGAGAGCUGCAGUCGUACUUGAUGCCACUGGAGAUAGAGCUGAAAAACAGCAGUGUGGAUAGAUCUGCCCAGUGCCCCCACUUUAAGCCAAACGCUGGAGUCGCUGCCAUUCAUGACUAUGCAGGAUGGGUCAGGAACUUGUCCAAUGAGGCUGGAGAGCUUGAAGCGGUCGUGAAGCAGUGGGGUCUGACGUGGACCUUGUGUGAAUCUCUCUGGGGCCAACUGAAGGAGCUGGAGGCUAGUUUGGAUGAGCCAAAUGAGUAUGUGAGGAACCUGGAGAGGAGGAAGGCUUUCUCCCACUGGCUGGCUCACACUGCAGAGGAACGUAUAGAGGAGGAGGUGUCUCUGUACGGCCCAGAGAGACACGUUGAAGCCGUAUUUAGUUUCCUAACGGGGGGCAGGAUCAGUGACGCUUGCCGUCUGGCACAGAAAUCUGGUGAUCACAGGCUGUCCCUGCUGCUCUCUCAGAUGGUCGGAAGCCAAGAAAUGCGGGAGCUGAUUUCCCUGCAGCUGGUGGAUUGGAAUAAACUGCAGGUGGAUCAUUAUAUCCAGGAAGAGAGGCUGCGUGUUUUCUGCUUGCUCUCUGGCACUCCUGUGUGGCGCUCUUCUGAUAACAGAAGCAUAAACGUCUGCUCUCAAUUGGACUGGAAGCGAACGCUGGCCGUUCAUCUCUGGUACAUGCUCCCUCCCACUGCCACCAUUGCUCAGGCCUUAAGACUGUACGAGCGGGCCUUUCAGGAGCAUGAAGAAGGGGAGCCGUAUGCCUGUUACCCGCUCCCUCCCUAUUUGGAAGACUGUAGCAUCAGCCUCGGGGAUGAACCUUCAGCCAAAUUCUCCUCCCUGCAGAGAGAUGUCUGUGUCCAUUUGCUGAAACUGUACAGUGAAAGGCAAUACGAUCUGUGUCAGUUGUUGGACCCCAGUAGUGUGACCCCAGAUCCUCUGGACUACAGACUCAGCUGGCACUUAUGGAUGGUCUUACAGGCUCUAAAUUAUACCCAUUUGUCUGAGCAUCGCCAGGGGACGCUUCAUGCCAGUUAUGCUGCCCAGCUGGAAAACGUCGGGCUCUGGGAAUGGGCCAUAUUUGUACUGCUGCACAUCCCACAUCCACACAUCCGUGAAGCAGGUGUCCGGGAGUUGCUGAAUAGGCAGUGUGUUGUGCGGGAGAGCCCAGAGUCUCUGGCAAAAGAGAAUUUCCUAAUUCACCGUCUCUGCGUCCCAGCACAAUGGGUCCACGAAGCCAAAGCAAUCCGCUCCAGACGGGACGGAGACCGGCAUAAAGAGGCCUUGUAUUUACUAAAGGGCCACCAAUGGAAUCCCUGCCACAAGCUGGUGACCCGACACUUGGCUGCAGAUGCCGUUAUUAAUGAGAACUACAGAUACCUGCAGAGCUUUCUGGGUGAGCUGUCCAACCCCGAGCACUGCAAGCACAUUCAGGACUGGGAGACUGCAGGGAAGGUCUAUCUGGAUUAUAUCCGUGUUAUUGACAUGCUCAACCUGAUUCAGCAGGACGAGAGCUCCGGCUGUGAGUUGGAAAAGUUACACACCAAAGUAAUGUCUCUGUGUAAAUGGGUCGAGCUGAUCCACUGCUACACGGCCAAAGAUCGAUUGGCACAGUCAGAAAUGGCGAAACGCGUUGCCAACAUCCUCCGAGUGGUGCUGAGUCUGCAGCAGCCCCCAGAAUCCAUGUCAGACUCUUCUGAACCCCGUGUGCCCUUAAGACUUCUUGCCCCACAUAUUGGGCGCCUCCCUAUGCCCGAAGACUACGCCCUGGAGGAACUCCGAGGCCUCACCCAGUCUUAUUUAAGAGAACUGAUUUGUGACAGUUAAUAAAGUGCCGCCUUUCUGCCCCUGAGCCCUUAUGGUGCACUGAUCAUGUGACUCCUAUUUUUCUUAGGAUCGGGUUUUCUAUGGUUUCUGACAGUGAGACGAGCCAAUGGAUUUAGUCCGUUACCUGCGCCGGGGGAGGGAUUUCUGUUCUACGGGAGCCAAACUCCUUUUAACAACGGUCGAUGAUAAAUCUGAUUUUAAAUGUAUUAUUUUGUGAUCAAGGGAAUUUUUGUUGCUUUACAAAAAAUAAUAUUUAUAAAAGUUUUUGUACAGACUCUUCCUGUACAAAUAAGUGUGAGGCGCCAUUUUUAUACGACUGCUCGCCAGACCGCCUCUCACCUUCACCCAAUCAGGGUGGGUUUUCUUCCAGAUGCAUUUUAGACAUCUUAUUAAACUGUCGUGUGAUUGGUUAGGGUUUAUCAUUUCUAAUCUAGAGAUGAAUUUUACAGGAGCUUCUUCUGGUCGCUAGGGGCCCCUGACCUUCCUGCUGCUGCUGCUGCUGCGGGGCCCUUUAGCUUGUGUUCUGAUUGAUCCAACAGAGAAACUCAGGUAGGACCCCCCUCCCUGCAACAUAAAUGGGCAGUGCCAGAACUAUCAACGUCCAAUGGCAGCUGAUGGCCCAGCCCCUCCCUGGUGGUGUCAGGGGGCUUUUUACUGUUGCGAUUGGUCUUUUUUGUCUGCAGAAAUGAGAAGCGCUUAAAGAGCCAGUGUCCUCCUUUGUCUCUGAUCCAAAUGCACCAGUAGGAAUGGAUCGUGUGCGUUUAUAACACAGAGUAUUGGUGGCUGCCAGUGUUUGUCUGUACAGCGAUGUUGCAGUUGGUGAGUCGCAUGCGUGUGAGUGGCUUUGUAUUAUCGGCGCAUAUGUUGGGGUGACUGUAAGGAAAUGGGGGGGCUUUGGUUCAUCUCCCCCUCUGCUUGUAUUGGUAGUGCCCAGUCCGUUGCUUUAUGUGUAAAUGUGCUGGGGGGGGGCUAUUGAUUGUCAGACUCGUGUACGAGGUUUGUGUGCCGCCUGCCCAGUGUCCCCCAGUUGCUGCAUGAAAUUCCCUCACGAUUUUACUCCCCAAACUGUGAUGAUGAUGAUGAUGAUGAUGAAGAAUAAAUAAGGUUUUUCCUUGUGUUCCAAAAAUAUGUUUUAAUAAAAGUUUAAUAUUCCUG
Xenopus laevis (African clawed frog) is the source of this 6894-nucleotide messenger RNA. It is a transcript of the gene nup98l.S, whose product is annotated as nuclear pore complex protein Nup98-Nup96-like S homeolog. Lineage: Eukaryota; Metazoa; Chordata; Amphibia; Anura; Pipidae. The record is from RefSeq and is a predicted model, not a curated record. The transcript is spliced from 33 exons. The coding region runs from base 379 to 5739 and encodes 1786 amino acids.